This is a messenger RNA of Diaporthe citri, 2988 nucleotides long. RefSeq lists its product as uncharacterized. Gene Ontology annotation, molecular function: ATP hydrolysis activity; ATP binding; DNA binding. The transcript is spliced from 2 exons. The coding region runs from base 1 to 2988 and encodes 995 amino acids. Gene Ontology annotation, cellular component: nucleus. The record is from RefSeq and is a predicted model, not a curated record. Lineage: Eukaryota; Fungi; Ascomycota; Sordariomycetes; Diaporthales; Diaporthaceae.
AUGGCUGCCCCUUCCUCUCCAAUCACGUACCCCCCAAGCUCGUCGCCUGCAGUUCCUACGAAGCGACCUUUUCGAGAUGGCUACCAGCAACCAACGAGACCAAAGGCGAGGGGAGGCUUCAUUAUGGAGGACUCUGAUGAGGAGGAAGAUCUGCCAGAGGAGCCAAGCCCAAAACGAAUUAUGCUCAACGAUCUGAGGGCAACUCCGGACUUGACGGCGAGCAACACGGAACCAGAGAGUCCUCCUGCUCUCGGAGAGAGGCCAGCAGGAGCAGACCAAGAGCCCGUUCAUAUACCAGACGCACAGCCAAGAGACGCCAUAGCUGUUGACGAAGAGGAGGAAGCUCGCUAUGCUCGCCUCUUCAGCCGAAACGAGGCACCAACGGAGACGCGUAUACCGACACGGAUUGGGAGGGACGGCUACGCAUUCGUCACUUGCUCGGGCAAGUCCGAUGGCGUCCUGAAACGCACGACUACGACCAACACUGCCUACAAGGACAUGGUUGCUGAGCGAUCGAGGACAAAAGAAGGCCGGGCAAAGCGCGCCUACUUUGGUAUCGAUAUCCACAAACUCAUGGGAGAUGCAACCAAGGAAAUCGAAGCUUUCAAGACGAAAACGAAUCCGGCCCCAAGCCAUACGAGACCGGUCAUACAGUCCGUGGAGGACCGAUCCGGGAAUCUCAGAAAGCCCAAGAAGACCAUGCUAUGGACGGAGAAAUACCGCGCCCGGAACUUCGUAGACCUCGUGGGCGACGACUUCACGAACAGGCAGGUCCUGCGAUGGCUCAAGCGCUGGGACACGGUUGUCUUUCCGAACUCAGCUCGACCCAAGCCCGCCGCGCCGAGGAAACAAGCGGCCCAGCAGCAAGAAGAAGAGGAGAAGACACACAGGAAGAUUCUGAUGCUGACCGGUCCGCCUGGGCUGGGCAAGACAACACUCGCACAUGUAUGCGCACGACAAGCUGGGUACGAGGUCAUUGAGAUCAACGCAAGCGAUGAUCGAAGUCGAGAUGUUGUGAAGGGGCGUAUCAGGACCAGCUUGGGCACAGAGAGCGUGAAGACGGUCGAACAUGCAAAGCCGAAACCCGGUACGAAAGCCAAGGUUGCCCGCCCAGCGUGUGUCGUGGUGGAUGAAGUGGACGGUGUCACAACCGGCUCCGGUGCCUCGGGAGAGGGUGGAUUCGUCAAGGCUCUGAUCGACCUGGUCAUGACUGACCAGAAGAACAGUUCUGGGGCCGCAGGCGCAUCGGCUGCGCGGAAGAAAAAGAAGGGCGACGACUUCCGCCAAAUGAGACCCCUGAUCCUCAUCUGCAAUGAUGUCUACCAUCCGUCCCUACGUCCCCUCCGCCAAUCGGGCCUCGCAGAAAUCAUUCGCAUUGGCAAGCCAUCUGUUGAUGCCGUCGUGGGCCGACUGAAGGCAGUCUUUGAGAAAGAAGGAAUCCCCUGCGAAAAGGAUGCUGCACGGAAGCUUUGCGAGUCAGCAUGGGGUAUGUCGAAUGCACUUGAUGCCAAGAAGGGCGCCGAGAGUGCUGCCGAAGGCGAUCUUAGAGGAGUGAUGGUUGUGGGAGAGUGGGUUGCUGGCAGGCUGAAGGCGCAAGAUUCGAAAGGUCCGAUACAGCUCACACGCCAGUGGGUCGACAAGAAUAUUGUCCAAGAUUUGCAACACGGUGGUGGCGGCGCUCGUGGACUGGGCCGCGGAGGCGUCAAGGAGAUUGUCAGCCGUGUUUUCCAAGAGGGCGCUGGAUUUCCCCGGCAGGCCGACGUGAGCGUGAACAAGAAGACACGGCACGAACAACCACAAGCUCAGCUGGGUUUCACGGAGCAUUUGAAGAAGCAUGCCAUCGAACGGCUGCGUGAGAUGGUGGAUACGAGCGGCGAGGUGGAGCGAAUCCUGACCGACGUCUUCUCGGAGUACCCCAACCGCGAGUUCAACGACGAUUCCUAUCUUUCCAAACCAACCGAAGCCUACGAAUGGCUCAGCUUCCACGAUGACUGCUCGUCACGGCUCUACGCCAGUCAAGAGUGGGAACUGGCGCCUUAUCUCAGCCAGCCCGUAUUGGCUUGUCACCACCUCUUUGCUAGCCCACACCGACCACAGGCCAACACGGGUUACGACAAGCAGUGGCGAGCCGCAGAAGGUGAUCCUGGAGCCGAAGAAGCGCCAUUACCCUUCACCGGGCCUCGUGCCGACUAUACUGCGUACGAGACAGUCAAACAGAACCGGGCCUUGUUGCAAGGGCUCCAGGGCCAACUACCGGCGACUUUGAUGCGGGCCUUCAGAAGCCCGGAGGAUAUUGCGACAGAUUUCUUGCCAUAUCUGGUCCGUUUGGUCUCACCAGAUGUUAAACCGGUCGUCGUGGGUGGAAGCAGUGACAAAGGUGCUGUGGCGAGCGUUCGGCGAGAAUCCGAAAAGAACAUGGUCAAGCGAGGCGCCGAGGUGCUGGCCGAGGUGGGCAUCGCCCUGGUGAAGGGCAAGAUCGAGGACUUCAACCCGUCGAUGGCGGGACGGACGCAGUGGGUGUAUCGCAUGGACCCUGACCUCGACAUGCUCUCAACCUUUGAAACGGCAGGGGCACACGUCCUAGCCGCACAGAUCCCAGUGCGCUACGCCGUCCGCCAAGUCCUCGACCAGGAACUGCAGAAGACGAUCGCACAGCGCGAGACGGCCGCCCGCCAGGCGCGCUUCAGGGCCGGCAUGGGCGGCGGCGCCGAGCCGGAGCAGCACGACCUGCUGCCGCACGACGACAAGGAGAACGCCACCGCCGGGCAGAAGGCCCUCGCGAUUAUGCCGACCAUCGUAAAGAAGGACUUCUUCGGGCGCGUGGUCCUGGAGAAGCCGCUGCAUGAGAUUGACGGGAACAGUGGGGGCCAGAAGAAGGGGCAGGCGGCCGAUAAGGAGGAGAACAAGGUCUGGGUCACGUAUCAUGAGGGGUUGAAUAAUGCUGUGAGGAAGCCUAUUACCUUGGAGGAUUUCCUGAAAGGGCUGUGA